UCGGAGCUGGAUAGUCAUGGAGUUGAAAAAAGAAAAUCCGGAUAAAUAUUACAACUUUAAUGAGGAAAUUGGAAGAGGUAAAUACGCCGUUGUCAAAAAUUGCUCAGAUAAUAAAACGAGGAAACAAUUAGUUGCCAAGCUGAUCAAGUACGAUGCUGACACCGAGAAGAACACAAAACAAGAAUUCGAGAUAAUGGCGACUCUCAAACAUGACAAGCUGCUGACGGUUCGAGAUGGAUUCAUCGUCCAAAAAUAUGUAGUUAUCGUAAUGGAUAGGAUCGAAGGAAAAGAGGUACUCGAAUUCCUGGCAGAAAAAACUACGGCAAGUGAAGAGGAUGCAUCACUUGUCAUUGCUCAGCUUGUUGAGGCUCUUACUUAUCUGCACAAGCAAAACAUCGUUCAUCUGGAUAUCAGGCCGGCAAACCUUUUUAUGUCAAGAGACUUUAAACUGACUCUGAUCGAUUACGGGAACGCCAGGCAGAUCCAGUCUCCCAACGGUCAAUUCGUUGACGCAGUUGGAGUCACUGAGUUCACAGCUCCAGAGGUACUUAACUUUGAGAUGACCCAUUGGGGAGCUGACAUGUGGAGUGUGGGAGUACUCCUGUACAUAUUGUUGAGUGCUACCCUGCCGUUCACCAUAGAGGACAGUGACGACGAAAAUGCUGAUGACAAAGUUGCUGCGAAAGUCAAAUCAGUCGCAUAUGAAAUGCCUGUCGGCUUGUUUCGCAACGCUACACAAGAAGCCGAAAAUUUGAUCAAGAAACUUCUUAUUAGACAGCCUGAGAGACGACCUUCAGCUUCAUCCUGCCUGGAUGAUCCUUGGCUCUCGCCCAUCCUUACCCAGAAGAGAAAAUCCUCCGAAAUACCAGCUUCAAAAUUUAAAGUCCUAAAUGACCAACUGAAAGAGGCGGAAGAAGACGAACUGGUUGUUGCUUCGUGCGUUCUCCGCUCAUUUGACGAAGAUGUUUAUGAGUCCCCUGAGGAGGAAGAGGAGGAAGAGGAGGAGGAGUAGAAAUAAAAAAAAAAACUUCCUCCAAACCGAUGUACAAAGCUGCCGUGACUCUCAAGAGGAAACCAAAUGAGAGCAAAUAGUAAGAUAUGAGAUCUAAGAUGAGACUGUCGUCUUUCUUAAAACGCUGGUUCUCGAAGGAUGAGCGCUUUAUAGGAGAAGGAAAGAGAUGCGAGAGUAACAGACAAGACUCAGAAACACUUUUGUAUAUCUUAGUGGAUUGGGAAUAAAGUUUCUUUGACUCCCGA
Molecule: messenger RNA, 1257 nt
Organism: Stylophora pistillata
Lineage: Eukaryota; Metazoa; Cnidaria; Anthozoa; Scleractinia; Pocilloporidae
Product: death-associated protein kinase 2
Biological process (GO): positive regulation of apoptotic process; intracellular signal transduction; protein phosphorylation
Cellular component (GO): nucleus
Molecular function (GO): ATP binding; protein serine/threonine kinase activity
Source: RefSeq, a predicted model, not a curated record